AUGGGCGGAAGCGCGGCGCGGUGACAGCUGGGUAAAUUCACCGACAUCCAGGAAGAAAAAGACGAAUCCCAGUCUGGUCGUUGCACACUCCUACGGCAAAAUUGACAGGAGUAUAAAGGACCAAAUCACUGCUUGACUAGUUUGGCAGGUAUGGCAGAGUUGGCGAGUCUGGUGCAGCGGUUGGAGGUGGCGGUGGGCCGCCUGGAGGUUAUGUCGGGCCCUGGGGGCAGCACUGGACCCUCUGCCGGGGGAGCAGUAUCAGUGUAUGUUGAAGCCUUCGAUGAGAUCGUCAGCGGUCCUGUGGCCCAGUACAUCUCCCUCAGCCAGAAGAUAGGGGGCGAUGUCCAGAAACAUGCGGAAAUGAUGAAGCAGGCAUUCUCCAGUCAGAGACAGCUCCUCAUAACAGCCUCCUCCUCCCAGAAGCCCUCUGAUGCAGUCUUGACAACUCUCCUGCAGCCGGUGUCCAAAGCGAUCCAGCAGGUGCAGGCUUUUCGCGAGCAGAACCGCACCUCGCCGCACUUCAACCACCUCUCCGCCGUCAGCGAGAGCGUGCCUGCCCUCGGAUGGAUCGCCAUGGCUCCUAAACCAUGCCCCUAUGUUAAGGAGAUGCAGGAUGCCGCUAUGUUCUACACCAACCGUGUGCUCAAGGAAUACAAGGAGAAGGACAAGACACAUGUAGACUGGGUGAAGGCCUACGUCUCCAUCUGGACUGAGCUGCAGAACUACAUCAAAGAGCACCAUACCACUGGACUGACCUGGAGCAAGACUGGUCCCAUAGCCUCAGCCUCUGCAGCUCCCCCCAGUGCUCCUGCAGGUGGAUGUCCUCUCCCACCUCCUCCUGGUCCACCUCCACCCCCCAUGAACUUGAGUGGACCUUCUGGCGGCAGCAAUGCUGGUGCUGACAACCGUAACGCAUUGUUCGCCUCCCUCAACAAGGGAGCUGAUAUCACUAAGGGCUUGAAGCAUGUGAGCGAUGACCAGAAGACACACAAGAAUCCUACCCUGAAGGGUCAGAGUGGUCCAGUGCGUACUGGACCAAAACCCUUUGCUUCUUCCUCCUCCCCCCGACCUGCUGCGUCCAGCACCCCAACCCGCACACUGCCCCCUGUUCUGGAGCUCGAUGGGAAGAAGUGGAAAGUGGAGAACCACGAGGGAGCACAGAACCUGGUUAUCAGCAACACUGAGCUGAAGCAGGUGGUUUACGUUUUCAAGUGUAACAACAGCACUCUGCAGGUCAAGGGCAAAAUCAACGCCAUCACUGUAGACAACUGUAAGAAAACAGGCCUGGUGUUCGAUGAUGUUGUCGGCAUUGUGGAGCUCAUCAACUGCAAGGACGUCAAGGUCCAGGUCAUGGGUAAGGUCCCCACCAUCUCCAUCAACAAGACGGACGGCUGCCAAGUUUACCUGAGCAAUGACUCUCUGAAGUGUGAGAUCGUCAGCGCCAAGAGCUCAGAGAUGAACAUCCUGGUCCCCAAAAAAGAUGGAGAGUUUACGGAGCUUCCUGUUCCUGAACAGUUCAAGACCGUCUGGGAUGGUGAGAAACUCGUUACCACAGCAACAGAGAUCACCGGAUAGACGGGGCCAGCGUACAAAAUGAGCGCCCCUCCUCGACGCCGCCCCCACCCUUUUUUUUGCA
Monopterus albus (swamp eel) is the source of this 1636-nucleotide messenger RNA. It is a transcript of the gene cap1, whose product is annotated as CAP, adenylate cyclase-associated protein 1 (yeast). The transcript is spliced from 13 exons. The record is from RefSeq and is a predicted model, not a curated record. Gene Ontology annotation, molecular function: adenylate cyclase binding; actin binding. Gene Ontology annotation, cellular component: cytoplasm. The coding region runs from base 151 to 1575 and encodes 474 amino acids. Gene Ontology annotation, biological process: cell morphogenesis; cytoskeleton organization; actin filament organization. NCBI's taxonomy places the organism in Eukaryota, Metazoa, Chordata, Actinopteri, Synbranchiformes, Synbranchidae.